Molecule: messenger RNA, 549 nt
Organism: Anopheles coustani
Lineage: Eukaryota; Metazoa; Arthropoda; Insecta; Diptera; Culicidae
Product: vesicle-associated membrane protein 2
Exons: 5
Coding region: 1-549 (182 amino acids)
Biological process (GO): vesicle-mediated transport; vesicle fusion
Cellular component (GO): plasma membrane; SNARE complex
Molecular function (GO): SNAP receptor activity; syntaxin binding
Source: RefSeq, a predicted model, not a curated record
AUGAGUGGAGAACAGACAGAGUCGGGCCCAGAUGGACUCGCACCGGGAGCGGCAGGCGAGCCGGGAGCGGACGGAAUCGUCGGAGGACCAAGGACACCCCAGCAGAUCGCGGCACAGAAGCGACUGCAGCAGACGCAGGCACAGGUCGAUGAGGUUGUGGACAUCAUGAAGACGAACGUCGAGAAGGUGCUGGAAAGAGAUCAGAAGCUCUCGGAGCUGGACGAUCGAGCCGACGCGCUGCAGCAGGGUGCGUCACAGUUUGAACAGCAGGCCGGCAAGUUGAAGAGGAAAUUCUGGCUACAGAAUCUAAAAAUGAUGAUAAUAAUGGGCGUGAUUGGUCUCGUCAUACUCGCAAUUAUUGUAGCGAAAUUCAUGCCAGCCGACCAACCGCAGCAGAAUAUGAUGAUGAUGGGUGGCCAGCCGAUGCAGCAGAUACCGAUGCAGCAGAUGCCGCCGCCAGCUCCACCAGCGCAACCGGCAGCCCCAGCAGCCCUGGUGCAGGACGUGUCGUCGCUGCUAACCGGCGAAUCGCAGUACAUCAAAAAUUAA